UAAUAUAUACAUUAACCAAGAUAGGUAAAAGACAUCAAAUCAGAUCAAUGUACACUUAACUUUUUGAUCAAUUGACUGAAAAAUCCAAAAAUAUAAGAUGGAAAACUUUACGAUCAGAAACGAUGGGCCUAAUAGGAAAGAUCGAGCCCAAGCAAUUAGACCUCUUAAUUAAAAAUUAGUGAAACACUUCUUCUUACACUCCUUGGGCAUCAAACAAAAUUGCAAGCGGAGGGGCAAUUACGUAAUAUCAGCAAACACAAUCACCCCUUUUUAAACUGCGCCCUCUCAGACCUUGAACCCCCACCAUUCCUCAACACGCGCCGGCGGGUUGACGAAAAAACCGAGCCGUAAAACGCCGCCGUUUUCCCAUAUCCAAUUCAAGCCUCUUCUUCGAUCUUGAUCUGAAUUUGAAAGAGAGGAGCGAAAGAAAAUGGCUUCCGAGUUGAUAUUCCGCGGGCACGAGUCGCAGCCGAUGAGCGACGCCUACUCGCCGAAGCCGCCGAAGCCGUGGCUCAGCGUGGCCCGGCCGAUUCACUACUUACUCCGCGAGCAGCGGCUGGUCUUCGUGUUGGUCGGCAUUGCCAUCGCCACGCUCUUCUUCACCAUGGUCCCGGCCGGCUCCAAGCCCCCGGCGUCCACGGCCGAUUCCUACUUCCCGUCCGAGUUGACUGAGUCACGGCCGCAGCCGCGAUCCAUGUACCAGAACGGGCACCUGGCGACCGGGUUCGGCAUCAACUCGGUGGGCAAAAUCCCGCUGGGGCUGAAGCGGAAGGGGCUGCGCAUCGUGGUGACGGGCGGCGCCGGCUUCGUGGGCAGCCAUCUGGUGGAUCGGCUGAUCGCGAGGGGAGACAGUGUGAUUGUAGUGGAUAAUUUCUUUACCGGGAGGAAGGAGAACCUCGUGCACCACUUCAGGAAUCCGAGGUUCGAGCUCAUUCGACACGACGUCGUCGAGCCGCUCCUCUUGGAAGUCGACCAGAUCUACCAUCUCGCCUGCCCCGCCUCGCCCGUUCAUUACAAGCACAACCCCGUUAAGACAAUCAAGACGAAUGUGGUCGGGACGUUGAACAUGCUGGGACUGGCCAAGAGAGUCGGUGCGCGGUUUUUGCUAACGAGCACCAGUGAGGUGUACGGUGAUCCGUUGCAGCACCCACAAGUCGAGACCUACUGGGGCAACGUCAAUCCAAUCGGUGUGCGAAGCUGCUACGACGAGGGGAAGAGGACUGCUGAAACGUUGACAAUGGAUUAUCACAGAGGUGCUGGCGUUGAGGUUAGGAUUGCGAGGAUCUUCAACACUUACGGUCCUCGUAUGUGCAUCGAUGAUGGUCGCGUCGUCAGCAACUUCGUUGCUCAGGCUUUGAGGAAGGAGCCUUUGACUGUUUACGGUGAUGGCAAGCAGACAAGAAGCUUUCAGUUUGUUUCUGAUCUGGUCGAGGGAUUGAUGCGCUUGAUGGAAGGAGAGCACGUCGGACCUUUCAAUCUUGGUAACCCGGGCGAGUUUACCAUGCUCGAGCUUGCUCAGGUAUGUCGAUGGAUCGUGUUCUACGUUAGUGUGGUGUAUAGUGAGCACGCAUUCAUUUCAUUUCAUUCGUUGUCGUAUUAUUUGAUGAAGGUGGUACAAGAGACGAUCGAUCCCAAUGCUAAGAUCGAAUUCAAGCCCAACACAGAAGAUGACCCGCACAAGAGGAAGCCCGAUAUCUCCAAGGCGAAGGAGCUGCUGGGUUGGGAGCCCAAGAUAGCUCUCCGUAAAGGUCUCCCGAUGAUGGUGUCCGACUUCAGGCAACGGAUCUUUGGCGAUCACAAGCAAGACGUUGCCACCUCGUCUUAGAGCUUACGAUCUAUGAGUUGCGACUGCGAGUAAACCUAGUCAGGGAGAGGAGAGUUGCUAACCUAGCAACGGAUGAGUAUUCUGCACAACAGAUUGUGAAAUCCUGGCUUAAUGAAUGGUAUGAUAGAAGCAAUGGAAGUGAGAUAUUGGCCCAUGAUUCUGCACCUUAGCUAGCUCCUAGAGGAUAUUUUGUGUACUUUGCUAUUACGUUUCUUCCUUUUUUACCCUCAUUGUUUGCCAUUUUAAAUAGACGCGUUUACUUUCUACAUAAAAGUAUUAUUAUAAUUUUUGGAUAAA
This is a messenger RNA of Salvia miltiorrhiza (redroot sage), 2122 nucleotides long. Its product is annotated as UDP-glucuronic acid decarboxylase 2-like. The record is from RefSeq and is a predicted model, not a curated record. Gene Ontology annotation, molecular function: NAD+ binding; UDP-glucuronate decarboxylase activity. Bases 431 to 1825 code for a protein of 464 amino acids. Gene Ontology annotation, cellular component: cytoplasm. Lineage: Eukaryota; Viridiplantae; Streptophyta; Magnoliopsida; Lamiales; Lamiaceae. Gene Ontology annotation, biological process: D-xylose metabolic process. The transcript has 5 exons.